AUGGGCAUUUUCAAGAAAAACAAGAAGCCAUGGGGCUAUAGCUGGCGUUCUUCCUCAACUUUCACUGUUACGUGCAUCAUCACAGCACUGUUUGCAGAAACUUUCACUCACGGUUUCGUGGUACCGAUUCUCCCGUACAUCCUAGAGAAACGCAAUAAUGUCGACCCUUCACAUACCCAACAGUUGACUUAUCUUAUUCUCACCACAUAUGGCGCAGCGGCAGUGGCAUCAGGUCCUGUCGUCGGGCAAUUGACGGAUCGACUUAAAUACCCCAAAAUCAUUCUAGCGAUUGGGCUGGGAAUCACAUUCAUGGGGACAGCUAUUCUUGCAACAUCCACAAACCGUCGGAUCUUGCAAGCCAUUGGCAGCACUGUAUCACAGGUCGUUGGGCACGCAACGCUCAACGAUAUAAUUAAGCCUAAGAACAUGGGUAUGAUAUCGACGCUUGUUACCACUUUUAUCAGUGUCGGCGCCUUCUCCGGUCCAGCAGUCUCGGGUUUUAUGCUCGAAUUCUUUGGAUACUGGAGAACUUGGAUGAUAGUGUUCGUGGUUCUUUCGCUGGAUAUAUUGCUGCGGCUUUUAAUGAUUGAGCACCCAAAGAUCAAAGAUAAACGCGCCAAAGUUGGCGAUGAGGAGAGCAGAAAUGCCAACGUACCGUCCGGGGGAGUAAGUGAAUAUAGUGCUCUCCUCCCCAGCACCUCUGCCAAACCGUACGGUUUCGCAAAGGGGGUCAGCGAUUUGAAGGAAGGCUGUGCGUCCAUGUUUUCAUUCUACUGGAUGAUUCUCAGCCAGCCGAUGAUUAUCAUCGGGUUUGUGUCUUAUAUGACUCGUUCCUCCCUGAUGGCUAGUUUCAACACCACACUCCCCACUCAUGUGCGAGAUGCUUUUGGAUGGGGUAGUUUUCCUGCUGGUGUGAUGUUUGUCGGGCUACAAGCACCGGCCAUUAUCCUUGACCCACUGUGCGGAUGGAUCCGGAGAAGAGGGGGUGACAAACUCCUUACCGGGCUGGGCUUUAUUCUGCUGGGCCCUCUACUUUGGCUUCUUGGUGCAGUGGACCAAAAGCAGUUCCCAUGGUCUGAUUCCAAGGACAUGACUAAGGUUGUAUAUGUGAUCAUCAUUAUCUGCAUAGGAUGCGUCCAAAAUCUCCCAACUAGUGUUGGAGCAGCGGAGAUAACUGCCGUGAUUGAAAGACUUGAAACAGAGGUUCCUGGAAUAUUUGGUCCCAAGGGAGGGCACUCGCGAGGCCAAUCGCUUUCCAAUGGGUGUUUCAAUGUAGGCCAGUUCAUAGGGCCGCUUUUGUCAGGUUCUCUGGCAGAUAACUUGGGGUGGCAUUUGCUUUGUUACAUCCGUGCUAACGAUUAUCUUUAUGAGGGGUAA
Messenger RNA from Microsporum canis CBS 113480, 1377 nucleotides. RefSeq lists its product as hypothetical. The transcript is spliced from 5 exons. Bases 1 to 1377 code for a protein of 458 amino acids. The record is from RefSeq and is a predicted model, not a curated record. Gene Ontology annotation, biological process: transmembrane transport. Gene Ontology annotation, molecular function: transmembrane transporter activity. Lineage: Eukaryota; Fungi; Ascomycota; Eurotiomycetes; Onygenales; Arthrodermataceae.